CAGCAGGCUGGCUCACCUGGAUGGUUCGGUCUGUCAUCUCGCUGAUUGAGGAAUGCGUGUUUUUUUUUCGUUUUCAUUUCCCCGCCUUCAGUAAACGGAGCUCCCUGCUCGUGCUGGAGUCAGAGGCUCUGUCAGUCGCGCUGUGGUUUGACUCUCUGCGCGUGUGUGUCUGAGUGUGUGUGUGCACGCACGUGUGCGCUGCCCCCAUGGCGGAGGGCCGGCGGAACGCGGGGGUCCCCUGCCAUGACGGGGCGUCCUCUUGCCUCCCGCAGGUGCUCUCCCUGUCCGGACUCAGGAUGUUCCGCAAGAAGAGGAAGAGGAAGAGGCCUGAGAUCUCCGCGCCCCGGGACUUCCAGCACCGCGUCCACACCUCCUUCGACGCCGGGCAGGGGCGCUUCGUGGGCCUGCCCACCCAGUGGCAGGGCAUCAUCGAGAACCUCCGGCGCCCCAAGCCAGUGGUGGACCCCUCCAGAAUCACCCCCGUGGAGCUGAUUCCAAAGAAGACCAUUGUGCGUGGAAGCUUCGAGGGGCAUGGGGCGUACAUCUCUCAGGUGAUCUCUGACCUCAGCCGCCUCUCGGUGUCGAGCUCCAACUCCCUGCGGAGGACCAGCCCCUCGGAGCGGAAGAGGGCGUCGUCCCUGAGCCGGCUUGGGGAGGUCCAGGAGGAUGAGGGGGGGGCCGGGGCGCACCACACACGUGGGGAGAGUGAGAGCCCCGGCCAGGGCCCAGAGAGGAGUGCCACGCCCCAGCCUGAUGGAAUGCCGUCUUCGUGGUCCGCCCAUGAGAGCAGCACCCUCACCUCCCCGAAUGGGCCUUUGCCCCCUGUUGGGGGUGUGGAGUCAUCACACCCUCGGAAGGAGCGGGCAGACCCUGCAAAUAGGCCCAGGCAGAGGGCUGGCGUGGAGCUGAGGGGCAGGGCUUCAGAGUCAGUCCCACCCAAUCAGCAGCCCCCGUCCUGCUUUGACACUUCACUGACUCCCAUGCAGCAGUCGCAGGUUGACCCAAGGGUCCACCCAACAGAACUUCACAUGAAAGACACCCUCCCAACUUCUCCCAACUUCCAGAACAGCCCUGGUGGACCCUACUCCUCAUUCAACCUGAAGACAGACUCUGCUCAGAGGCACCAGGCCAGCUUCCUGCCCAACGGCACCAGCGAUCCCCUCGUGGGCCGUAUCAGAACUUACAAAGCGGUGCGGGCCAGUCCUGGCUACCCUGUUGGCCUGUCCCCGAACCUCAACCCACCGCUGAGCGGGAACAAGUCCGCCCUUCCGGCUCAGAACAGCCCAGGCCAACCCCGCCCCUCCCCCACAGGCUCGCCCUCCUCCGACCCCCCCGGGCCCUGCUCCCCCUCCCCAGAGCCCGCCCCGGACCCGCCCAGAGUGACCCACGAGCAGUUCAAGGCCGCCCUGGAGCUGGUGGUGGACAGGGGUGACCCCCGGUCCUACCUGGAGAACUUUGUGAAGAUCGGGGAGGGCUCGACAGGUGUGGUGUGCAUCGCCCGCGAGAAGCACAGCGGCCGGCAGGUGGCCGUGAAGAUGAUGGACCUCCGCAGGCAGCAGCGGCGCGAGCUGCUCUUUAACGAGGUGGUGAUAAUGAGGGAUUACCAGCACAAGAACGUGGUGGAAAUGUACAAAAGCGCCCUGGUAGACGAGGAGCUUUGGGUUAUCAUGGAGUACCUACAGGGCGGCGCUCUAACCAACAUUUUAUCUGAAACCAGGCUGAACGAGGAGCAGAUCGCCACGGUGACCGAGGCCGUGCUGCAGGCCCUGGCCUACCUCCACGCACAGGGCGUCAUUCAUAGGGACAUCAAGAGUGACUCCAUCCUGCUCACUCUGGACGGGAGGGUCAAGCUGUCAGACUUUGGGUUCUGUGCCCAAAUCAGCAAGGACGUGCCCAAGAGGAAGUCUCUGGUUGGGACCCCCUACUGGAUGGCACCAGAGGUCAUCUCCAAAAUGCCCUAUGGCACUGAGGUGGAUAUGUGGUCUCUGGGCAUCAUGGUGGUGGAGAUGGUGGAUGGAGAGCCUCCGUACUUCAGCGACACCCCAGUGACAGCCAUGAAGAGGCUGAGGGAUCAGCCGCCGCCCACCGUGCGGAACACACACAAGAUCUCCCCGGUGCUGAAAGACUUCCUGGACCGCAUGUUGACCCGAGAACCCCUGGAACGUGCCACCGCCCCAGGCCUCCUAGAGCACCCCUUCCUCCUGCAAGCAGGAUCUCCACGCUGCCUGGUGCCCCUGGUGGAGCAGUACCGCAAGCGCAUGUCCCGGUGCUGACCUACUGGCUGCCACGCCCCUGGCUGCUCCACCCUCGGUGGGCCUGGGCUCUAAGGGUGGGGUCCAUUGCACACAGACACAUUGCCACCCCACCCCACCUACCAAAAUCAGCAUCACUGGACCAGAGGGGUAGAAGCUUCUUGACCAUAGGCACUUGUGGACACAACAGACACAAAACUUCAAGGGAAUGGCAGAAGGUAUUCUAAUUUGUUUCAAUGGGGGCAAUGCAAUGGACACCCCCCACCUUUCUCCAUGCGAAAGGAUCCCAGGUCACUCUGAAGGGACUCUACGGACUAUCUGUUCACACAUCAGAUGAUGUGGAUCCAAAAUGGCUGUGGAGAGAUUGUAGUGGAUAUGAGGAACUAGGGGCCAAUAGAGUGUUUGGGGGCUUUUUGUGAAUCUGCUGUGAAAACCAGCCAUUCUGGCUCCAGUAAGUCACUGAAGAGCAGGUCACCAGGAUCACUUGGUGUUUGAUUAAAAUGCAUUUUAAAUUUUACUGCAGCCGCUAGGCUGGUGUGUGUGAUACAGACAAGGCUGGUGAUGAGGUGGUAACAAUAGAUUUUCACUCACUGGAUGAUGUUGGCAGUUUCUCAGUGCAUCAGUGUAAAUAGUUUCUUUUGUACAUGUUCGAAUUUUAUGCCUUUUAAGAAAAACCCCUUGAUGUCUGAGGGAUGUUGCACAGUAUUUUUGUAAGAUGUAAAACUGUGAAUGUAACCUCAGUCGGCUGUACAUAUUACCUGAUACUGAGGCAUGCAGUGCUU
This is a messenger RNA of Megalops cyprinoides (Indo-Pacific tarpon), 3034 nucleotides long. Its product is annotated as serine/threonine-protein kinase PAK 6-like. The transcript is spliced from 8 exons. Gene Ontology annotation, cellular component: cytoplasm. Gene Ontology annotation, molecular function: ATP binding; protein serine/threonine kinase activity. NCBI's taxonomy places the organism in Eukaryota, Metazoa, Chordata, Actinopteri, Elopiformes, Megalopidae. Gene Ontology annotation, biological process: regulation of MAPK cascade; protein phosphorylation; intracellular signal transduction. The record is from RefSeq and is a predicted model, not a curated record. Bases 207 to 2273 code for a protein of 688 amino acids.